This is a messenger RNA of Coregonus sp. 'balchen', 3982 nucleotides long. NCBI's taxonomy places the organism in Eukaryota, Metazoa, Chordata, Actinopteri, Salmoniformes, Salmonidae. The record is from the annotation of a GenBank genome assembly.
UACCUGAAUGACCUGGAGAGGAUAGCCAAAGCAGACUACAUCCCCACACAGCAGGACGUGCUGCGGACCAGAGUGAAGACCACCGGCAUCGUUGAGACACACUUCACCUUCAAAGACCUGCACUUUAAGUAAGUGGACCACUGACUUUCCUAGUGUGUGUGUGUGUGUGUGCGCGCGCCAGUGCACUAGUUCCCCAUUGUGAAUCAAAGGUUCCUCCUUUAUAUUCUGAUAUGUAUUGUUCCAGCAGAAAGCACUGCUUUAAUUUAUGUCUGUUGUUGAUAGUGAAUGUGAAAUGGGUAGCCUAAUCCUUUCUCAUAAGUUAGCAUCAGGAUGUGGUUCAUUUUGAAACCACUGCCCGCACCAUUGCCCAAACACAAAGGAACCUCUGUUUCUUUCCUCUCUGUCUUUCUUCUUCACUCCAAGACACCAUCUUGUCUGGUUGUUACUUUGAAAAGGCCAUUUCCAGCUGACUGACUUGGUCUGGUUCUCUCUCUGUGUGUGUGUGUGUGUGUGUGUGUGUGUGUGUAUGGUGGGGAAGUGGUGUGAAAAAGUGUUGAUGGACUGGCCUGUUGCGUGGCUAUUUGCAGGCUGGUUUAUGUGUUCAAUGGCAGUGGCUUCAGAAAUCUCUGAUCAUUUGAAUGUGGGAAUUGGAUCCAUUCCUCCAUUACCCUUUUAUCCUGGGUAACAGAACAAUUUCUCAGUCAUCUAUCUAUCCAUGUAUUAAUUGUAAACUACUGAGGAAGUUCCAGGUUAAAUGUCAAUACCACCACCACAACCACCUUUACACAUCAAAUGGAAUAGAGGUGUUCAAAUGGAGUCAGCAUACACUUCCAUUUAGUGUUUUGAAGGAAUCUCCAGUUGCAAGGUACAGUUGAAGUCGGAAGUUUACAUACGGAAGUUUACAUCUUAUAAGAAAUCCCGCUAUGACCUCCGACGAACCAUCAAACAGGCAAAGAGUCAAUACAGGUCUAAGAUUGAAUCAUACUACACUGGCUCUGACGCUCGUCGGAUGUGGCAGGGCUUGAAAACUAUUACAGACUACAAAGGGAAGCACAGCCGCGAGCUGCCCAGUGACACAAGCCUACCAGACGAGCUAAACCACUUCUAUGCUCGCUUCGAGGCAAGCAACACUGAAGCAUGCAUGAGAGCACCAGCUGUUCCGGAUGACUAUGUGAUCACGCUCUCCGUAGCCGAUGUGAGUAAGACUUUUAAGCAGGUCAACAUUCACAAGGCCGCAGGGCCAGACGGAUUACCAGGACGUGUACUCCGAGCAUGUGCUGACCAACUGGCAAGUGUCUUCACUGACAUUUUCACGGUUGGGAUGGUGUUCUUCGGCUUGCAAGGCCCCCCUUUUUCCUCCAAACAUAACGAUGGUCAUUAUGGCCAAACAGUUAUAUUUUUGUUUCAUCAGACCAGAGGACAUUUCUCCAAAAAGUACGAUCUUUGUCCCCAUGUGCAGUUGCAAACCAUAGUCUGGCUUUUUUAUGGUGGUUUUGGAGCAGUAGCUUCUUCCUUGCUGAGCGGCCUUUCAGGUUAUGUCGAUAUAGGACUCGUUUUACUGUGGAUAUAGAUACUUUUGUACCUGUUUCCUCCAGCAUCUUCACAAGGUCCUUUGCUGUUGUUCUGGGAUUAAUUUGCACUUUUCGCACCAAAGUAGGUUCAUCUCUAGGAGACAGAACGCGUCUCCUUCCUGAGUGGUAUGAUGGCUGCGUGGUCCCAUGGUGUUUAUACUUGCGUACUAUUGUUUGAACAGAUGAACAUGGUACCUUCAGGCGUUUGGAAAUUGCUCCCAAGGAUGAACCAGACUUGUGGAGGUCUAACAUUUUCUUUCUGAGGUCUUGGCUGAUUUCUUUAGAUUUUCCCAUGAUGUCAAGAAAAGAGGCACGGAGUUUGAAGGCAGGCCUUGAAAUACAUCCACGGGUACACCUCCAAUUGACUCAAAUGAUGUAAAUUUGCCUAUCAGAAGCUUCUAAAGCCAUGACAUCAUUUUCUGGAAUUUUCCAAGCUGUUUAAAGGCACAGUCAACUUAGUGUAUGUAAACUUCUGACCCACUGGAAUUGUGAUACAGUGAAUUAUAAGUGAAUUAAUCUGUCUGUAAACAAUUGUUGGAAAAAUUACUUGUGUCAUGCACAAAGUAGAUGUCCUAACCGACUUGCCAAAACUAUAGUUUGUUCAAAAGAAAUGUGUGUAGUGGUUGAAAAACAAGUUUUAAUGACUCCAACCUAAGUGUAUGUAAACUUCCGACUUCAACUGUAUCUAUUAGACUUUUGUCAUUAUUAGAGGUUUGUUUGUGUGUGCGUGUAUACUCGAUAUACACACACACAACCCCAAACAAAAGUAACAUGCCCUGCAGCAGUGUUAGCUAGUGUUUAGCUGGGCUGAUCGAAUCAGGCUACAGUGAGUGAUAUUAGAGCUGACUAGAGCCCUGUUGAGGUGAGCGCUACUCAUUACAGCCCUGAACAUUACAGCCCUGUGUUGGCAGGCUUACACAGCCUAUCAACACAUAGCAUAGCAGCACUCCAUUACAUACGAAAUUCAUCCAAAUAUCAGCAGAAUUUCUAGCAGGGCUCACAGUACAAAACAUUCCAACAAAAUGCCAGGGUCUGUGCAGCGAAGGUUUUUGCCCAGUGGAGACAGUCUGCCUCGCUCUCUCUCCAUCUCUCUCGAACUGCAGUGCACAUAGCGAGAUGUCCCCAGAGGAAGGCUAGCUGCUAUGAGUACAGAGAGACCCUCAGGCCUCCCUUCUCCUCUGGGCCAGCCUGGUUUGAUGGAGUGUGGGGGCUCCCCCAGGAAUGUCACAUCAUCAUGGUGCUUCCCUCUCAGUGGUGUAAUUAUGGAUCCCAAUACAGAGGACAUGAAUGGCCCUGCAGAAAACCUCCCCUCCUGUGUUUCCAGAUCCAAAUAGACUGGAUAAGUGUAAACAACAUUGGGGAAAUCCCGUAAGCCCAUGAAAAUCUGUGCAGCCAGCACCAUAUUGUUUACACCUAUCCACUUCACAAUCUGCACACAUCAAAGAGAUACAGGGUUAGACUAACAGCAGUAAAAGGGUGACCCUCACUUGCUGCUUGUGUCCCUGCAGGAUGUUUGACGUGGGCGGUCAGCGUUCCGAGAGGAAGAAAUGGAUCCACUGCUUUGAGGGAGUCACAGCCAUCAUCUUCUGUGUGGCCAUGAGUGCCUAUGAUCUGGUGCUGGCUGAGGAUGAGGAGAUGGUGAGGAGGCAGAAGACUGUUUUAAGUACCACUGACGGGAUCUCUCUUAUCCCUUUAAUGCAGUUUUAUUUCUAAAGGAAAUUACUUCACAUUCAUUUUGAGUUGUCUGGAUCAACUGGAAUUAAAUUAUGUUCUCUGUUUUCAUUUCCUCUCUCCCCAUAGAACCGUAUGCACGAGAGCAUGAAGCUGUUUGACUCCAUCUGCAACAAUAAGUGGUUCACAGAGACCUCCAUCAUCCUGUUCCUCAACAAGAAGGAUCUGUUUGAGGAUAAGAUCACCCACAGCCCCCUGACCAUCUGCUUCCCAGAGUACUCUGGUAAGACCACAACACAACUUGGAAUCCCCUGAAUGUUCCAUGUUCUCUUGUAGUUGGCAGUGCUUUAUGUUGAAAUUCUCAUGUCAGGCUAAGAGGUGUCGUUUUUACCAGUAGAAGGAAUCUAGUGGCAAGAUGUGUAGCUCAAUAACCCCAUGAAUCCCAUCAGUAGAGCAGAUCAACUUCUCCACCUGAUACUAGAUUUCUCCUGUCGCGUACAGAAUCGGUAGCACAACCAUUGUAAUUCUAUGGGCCUCCUCUCCUAUGCCCAGGUCCCAACACAUUUGAGGAGGCGCAGGCCUACAUCCAGACCAAGUUUGAGGACCUGAACAAGAAGAAGGACACCAAGGAGAUCUACAGCCACUUCACUCAAGCCACCGACACCAAGAACGUUCAGUUUGUCUUCGACGCCGUCACCGACGUCAUCAUCAAGAACAACCUGAAGGACUGUGGUCUCUUC